Messenger RNA from Argentina anserina (silverweed cinquefoil), 2153 nucleotides. RefSeq names its product exocyst complex component EXO70H1. NCBI's taxonomy places the organism in Eukaryota, Viridiplantae, Streptophyta, Magnoliopsida, Rosales, Rosaceae. Bases 55 to 1974 code for a protein of 639 amino acids. Gene Ontology annotation, cellular component: exocyst. Gene Ontology annotation, biological process: exocytosis. The record is from RefSeq and is a predicted model, not a curated record. The transcript has a single exon. Gene Ontology annotation, molecular function: phosphatidylinositol-4,5-bisphosphate binding.
CAAAAAAGCUCUUCUCCCUUAACCCCGUCCAUUAUUUGCACUUCAUAGUCGAUAAUGCUAGUCUCAGAGACCCUCAAGCCACCACCAAGAAGAAGAAUGUCCAGCCUAUUCUUCUUGUCAUCCAACAAAUCCCUCUCUUCUUCUCAUGAUCACUAUACACUUUCAAGCUCUUUCGCUGGUGCGACUCCUAGCCGCACCUUCUCCCUGUCGAUGCUGGAGGAAAACAUCGAAAAUGCCGAGGCCAUCAUCACCAAAUGGGAUCCAAGUUCCUCCUCGUACACCAAGGUCACCUUUAUCUUCCAGCAAAGCAGGAAAGAAGCCAAAGAGUUCCUCAAGGCCGUCAAAGACUUGCGUAGAGCUAUGCAUGCUCUACUAGGUGAAAGGUUUCCAUCCAGCAAGCUUGUGCUCGCUCAAAAUCUAAUGCAAGUGGCAAUGAGAAGGCUUGAGAAAGAGUUUUACCAGAUACUGUCUGCAAGCCGUGAUCAACUUGACCCCGAGUCAGUUUCAAAUCGAUCCUCAAGCAGAUCAUGCAAAUCUUAUGAUGAAGAAGAGGGUGAGGUCCGAUCAGAUGACGAGCUGGAUAUUGCUGCCGAGUCAAUCACAGAGGUUGAGAGAGUCUCAGUACUUGCCAUGUCAGAUCUGAAGUCCAUAGCUGAUUGUAUGAUCGGUUCUGGCUAUGGUAAAGAGUGUGAGAAGAUAUACAGGGUAAUCCGAAAGUCAAUGAUCGACGAGGGACUAUAUCACCUUGGAAUCCAAAGGUUCAAGUCUUCUCACAUUAAUAAGAAGGAUUCUGAAGCACUCGACAAUGAAAUCAAAAAAUGGAUGAAGGCUGCAAAGAUUGCUGUGAAGACACUUUUUCAGGGAGAGAAAAUUCUAUGUGAUCAUGUGUUUUCAGCAUCCGAGACCAUCUCAGAGUCAUGCUUCUAUGAGAUAACCAAAGAGGGAGCAAGCAUCCUAUUCAGUUUUCCUGAACUCAUCGUGAAGACCAAGAAAGUUCCAGAAAGAAUUUUCGGGCUAAUGGAACUCCAUAAAGCAGUCUCUGAUCUUUGGCCGGAAACUGAAUCAGUAUUCAGUUCUGAAUCAACAUCAGCUAUCAAACUACAAGCUCUUUCAUUAUUGCUCAAACUCGGAGAUUGUGUUCGUUCUAUUCUUUCCGAUUUUGAAUCAACAAUUCAAAAGUACUCUACAAAAGUUCUAGUCCCCGGAGGAGGGGUUCACCCACUUACUCCAAAAGUGAUGAACUAUAUAGCCUCACUAGCAGACUACAGUAUAAUUCUCUUUGAUAUUCUUGCUGAUUAUCCACCACCAACAAACUCUUCAUUUCACGAGACCUUCAAGAGCCCAAUAUCAGAAAUUUCAACACCAGCAGUGUCAGUCCACCUAGCUUGGCUCAUCUUAGUUCUUUUGUGCAAGCUUGACAUUACAGCUGAGAUUUACAAAGAUGUGGGUUUGGCGUAUCUCUUCCUUUCCAACAAUCUUCAUUACAUUGUUGAGAAGGUGCAGCAUUCAGCCAACUUGAAACUCCUCCUGGGUGAAGAUUGGGUAGUUGAACACACGAAGAAAGCUAAACUAUAUGCUUCAACCUACGAGACCACAGCCUGGUCAAAGGUUCUAUCAUCAUUACCAGAGAAGUCAUUCGAAAUGUCUACUGAGAUGGCAAAGGAGUGUUUUAAAAGGUUCAACAUAGCUUUUGAAGAGGCAUAUAGGAAACAAACAUCUUGGAUCGUAGAGGACAGGAAGUUAAGCGAUGACUUGAAGGUGUCCAUAGCACAGAAACUAGUACCAACAUAUCAAGAAUUUUACGACACAUACUUGGUGACGCUGACUGAGGAGAAAAAUUUGGAGUUGCUUCUAAGAUUUUCUCCUGAUGACUUGGGCAAUUACUUGUCGGAUUUGUUCCACGGGACUUCUACAUCAGUCACUCCUACAACAUCUUCAUCGUUUCCUCCACGGAGCUGCCUCCCUCUGAGAUGAUUUGAGACUACUACAAAUCAAACUGAACUAUUUUUGAUGGCUAGUGAAGAUAGUGAGAAUAAGAGCAGCCAAACUUCCUCAAACUAUAAAGUUUAAAUACAUGUAUGAUUGUAUGAUCAGAGAAUCCAGUCGAGUAAUGAUGAAUGACAUCAUUAUAUACUACUAUCUCUUCAGACCCA